Molecule: messenger RNA, 16378 nt
Organism: Osmia lignaria (orchard mason bee)
Lineage: Eukaryota; Metazoa; Arthropoda; Insecta; Hymenoptera; Megachilidae
Source: RefSeq, a predicted model, not a curated record
GGGGGUGAGAAGUUUCUGGUUCGACGACGACAGCCUCGUCUCCUGCACAAAUUAGGCACGCGGCAACUGCGAGUCUCGUUCGCGUUCGUUGAAAACGAGACGAUUGGGUCGUGACAAUUGGGACGAUCGGCGCCAACGGCGUAAUUAACGAGGCUGCCGUAUAAUGAUUUCCCAAUAACAACACACACAGUCGCGUCAACGUGUCUGCCGCAGCGAUUUCGUGUAACGAGCACGGUACGUUUCGUUUCCGGCCGAAGGAAUUCCAAGCCUCUUUUGACACGAGGCACGCGCGCCUACAACGGAAGAAAGAUGCCUCUCUGCUUUUCGCGGGAGAGAGAGAGAGAGAGAGAAAGAGAGAGAGAGAUGACAAGAUAAAAAUUGGAUAACGUUCUGUGAUUCUAAACAUUAUCGGAAAUAUUAAAGAAGCUGUCCAUUGGUUAGUCGUUGUUGCGAUUUUAAGAGGGAGUAUAAUAUAUUCUCUAAUAUCGAAAUUUCGUGUUUUUUCAAAGGAGAACGUAAGUAGAGAUUCGCGAGAAGUAUUAGUGACACAGGCUAGGGCAGAUAUCGUUGCCAACGCGACUGUAGGAUGAAAAUGUGUCGAUUUACGUUAUUUUUCUCUUUUCAUUUCGGUUCCUUUCGGGAGACGGCGGGACGCUCGAGCGAAGGAUCGAAUCCGCGAGAAACGAAUCGAGCUCGUUGACAAAAUUCGAAACUUCGUGGUGUAUGUUAGAAAAUUCGUUCCCUUUGAAAAGUACCGUUUGGACGCAAAGUAGCCUUCGCUGGCAGAUUUCCGGUCGUCUCCCUUCACGUCGCGGGCGAUACGCUAGAAAACGAUCCGGCAAGAGACGGAUUGGUCGAAAACGGGGAGGAAAAAAAAAAAAAAGAAAUCUUUAAGAAUUCAAAGAAGAUAUAUUAUAUUAAAGUAUCUGUGAUGUAAAAAGUAACAAAAUUUUGAUGUAUAUUUUUCACAAAUUAUUGUAACCAGCUAGUGUAUAUGUGUAAGAUUACGGAUAUAAUGAGAAAGAAAAAAACAAAUACUAUUGUAAUUACGGUGUGCGGAGACAAAAUGACGAGUAAGAAAGGGAGAGCAGAUCGAAAGCCAACAAACAAAUGAAAAAUAUGAACAAAGAAACAAACAAACAAAAGUAAUGAAUGAAAGGAAGAAAGAAAGCAAAAAAAAAAAAAUAAAAAAUAAAAAAGGAAACAAAUAUGGGAGAAGCGAGAUCGCGAGAUAUUACGUUUAUCCACACCGGUGGUCAGAUGGGACCAAGAUGGCGGGCAUCGCUCGGAAAGUCGGGUCCAAAGAUUCCCGUUUUUCUUCAUUUUUAUUUUCUACUUCUUUCGUCGCUUUAUCUCGAGAGAAAAGGUAAAAAUUAAUCUCGACUAUUUACCGAAAUUGAACGUUCGAUCGCUCGUCUCUCCGUUCGUUGAACACGGGCUGAGAUAAAAAUAAAAACUGGAAGAUUUGGUCCGAUUGGCCCUGAAACGGCUCAAUGUCAGCUACCUCACAGAGCAUCGUCACGUUUUGGUACGGUUUGCGUAGGGGGAUGUUCGCGCGUUUCCGUCGCGACAGGAAACUAGACCCGCGCAUCCUUGAUGGCUCGAAUUCUCGUUCAAAAGUCCUACUAUUUUCUGAAAGAUUUCGGCCUUUCCUUUCAGCGUUAACGCGAAUUCAAGAUGAAGAAAGAAAAAUCCAUUGAUCGACGUCCAGUUUCCUCGAGCAGGGUGCGCGCGAAUUUUGGUUGGGGUGGGGUUGUGUAGAAAUGGUCUAAACAGUUCCAAAUUGUGCCUAAGUUUCGACGUUACGUUUUUACGACUCGCAACAGAACGAACGACGAAUGUUAAUACCCGUAGCAGCAAACUGGAGCUUUAGUUCGAAUGUUGGGGGGGUUGGUUUCGGUACGCGUGGAAAGGCAGUGAGCGGGGGAACAAGGGGUGGCAGAAAACGAGAUGGGCGACUUUAAAAGAAGAAAAAAAAAAACUAAAUUUUAAAAGUAUAUUACCUCCGUACACGUUCCAGGGCCGUCCAACCGCCAUCUUGCGUUCACUUUUACGUUCCGUUUUGUCGAAUAAGUGCAAUUAGGUACACCUACAUUACACGCAAACAACACAACACACACACACACCCUCGUUGACACGAAGUAACACGUUCCUCGACAUCGACUAACACGCAAUUCCAUACAUUUACACGCGUUAAACAAGCGUCAAAGGAAAGCGAAGAAAACGAACUGUUACGCGCUAGGUUACCGUUUUUUAAAUUCUAUUUUCAAUUCACGCAUUCUCGAAUGUUGGGAUUUUCGUGAUCAACGAAGAGCUGGCCUGUCGUUCACGUAUAGAGUACACGUACAGACACGCGUUAAACACGUACACGUACAAGAGAACACAGGGGACACGUACAUUUUUACACAACCACACUCAUACACAGACACACACAAACAUAAAGCCGACGUCGAUUCGACGACAAGAUACGAUACGCUGUGCCAUUUUGAUCGUUCUCGAAUUAGAGAUUUAUGAUUAGAGAUUAGUAAUUGCUGAAAAUUCCAAAUUUCAUUGAGACAGACUUAAGCAAAAGAAUCGUGUUAGAUCGACGAUCAAAAAGAUUGAAAGUCAGCAGAGAAACGGUCAGAGAUGGUCGGUGUAAAACUUACGGUACCUUUUCUAAUUGGCUUUAACGAGUUUGUAGGCUCUAGUCAUGCAAUGACUCUGAAAGCACGGAAAGUUGUCGGGUACAUUUCCCGUGGAUUCGUAUACGCGUACUUGCCGAUUUGUGUUCAAAAUACGAGUCGAUUCGACGUGCGGCACGACACCGGUAACGUUACGAAUACUUCUGACGCGUAAGCGCGCGCGAGUUGGGUGCACCCGUGGGUGCACGCGACUGGCGCGCCUGGGAAGGAAGAUAAAUAGAUAGGUAGAUAGAGAUAUUACGACGAAAAAGAAAAAAAAGAAGAAAAUAGAAAAAUGUGAAAAAAGAAAAAGGAAAAGAAACAAUCGGAAGAUUCGAGCAGCGAGAAUGGCAAAAGACGGUGAAAGCCGGUGCUCGACCACGCCUCCGACAUCAGCCCGAAUCGCGGACCCUCCUCGUAUUGCGACUGACAGCGAUUUUUCUUUGCAGAGCUCUCUCGCGACAGCUGGGAACGAACGCGAAAUCAUCCGUUCUCGCUGCCAGCCUUUCAACAGCUCUUCUCUUUUCAUUCGCGAGCGUGUAGUAGCGCGACGGUUUGUCUCGCGCGACAGUUCACGCGAGAUUUCGUUCGAAACGACUAGCUUCAUUGAACUUUUAUAAAAUGUUUUCUACGAAUUUCGCCGGCAUCGACCGAUCGACCGACUGAACUAUUCGUCGAUUCGCCGAUGCGCGAACAAAGGAAAUAAAGAAAAACACUAUUGAUCGUUUGUCUUGUCUGGAGUAAUUUCGUGUCGCGUGAUUCGGCGUGAAGCGAGGCAACGGGUGAGAACGAAGUUCGUCGUGCAAAGGUCUAUAUAUACAUAGAUAAAUAUAUAUUGUUAUAUUCGUCCAUCCAAAAGAAAGAAAGAAAGAAAGAAAGAUAGAUGAAAAAAAAAAAAAAAGAAAGAAAGAAGAAAAAGGUGAUGUAUUCUUUAAAGUACAAUUACUUCUUGUUCCAUACACGAGUCGAAAUUACUUUCUCAUGUUCCUAUUCUCGAGGUUUAAGGGAGCGAAGUGAGUCGGUGUUGCGUCGCGGCAAAGAGCGAUGCGUCCUCGUCGGUCGCGGAUCUCAUUUCCGCGAGGGUGGUGGACCAGAUCGGAGGCGAUGAAGGUUCGGCACCGGCUAAGCCUACACUUUUUCGACUAGUAGCGUAAAUGGUUAGGUAAAUGGCGCUGCUACUACGUAUGCUACCACCAGAUAGUACUCUCGUAGUUUGGCGCUUUAGUUGUUUCUAAUAUCGUGUUGUUUCGUUCCUUUUUUUCGUUCGUCGAAUUAUACCGUCGUUGUGUAAGCCUGGCUUCGCCGCAUCAUCCAUCGAGAGCGGUCUAACUUUCAGAGAAAGAAACGAGCCGAACGAAUCGUUUCUCGACGAACGUUUUUAUAAAAAAAGAUUAUCGUCGAGAAACGAUCAGAGAAAUCGGCUCGUUAACGACGUUGACGACGGUGCCGUAGGUCUCGGUGCUUCAAUCAAACCUGUCUGUACCAAAAUCAUUCUGGAACACACGCACUGGAAGUUCAAAGUACGACCAACUAGUUACGGACCAAGUACGCUGAACUGUCGGUGAAAUCAAUCAAAACACACGCGUCCGAGAGGCGCGUUACGUAUACGAAAACGAAAAAAUUAUAAAAUGAAGGAAAGAAUCCUGUCGUUUGAGACGCUCACCGUCCCUUCAACGUCCCGCCGAAAUUCGGCGAGGCCAGGCGCAUGUUUCGAUACGCUACAAAACUUUUUAACGUUUAAAGUAACCGUUCGAAUGCUAAAGAGGUAGUUAAGGGGAAAAAAGAGAAACUACGAAUCCAAUCGAAUCUAAGGAUAAAAAGGAAAAAAAAAAGAAUAUCCUCAACGCUCCGAUCCCUCCUCCGCACCAAACAAUCCCAUAUAUUGGACAGAUCGUCGUCAUCCAUCCACUGGAACAAAUACUCCUCAUCCGGACAACCUAUGGCAAACGCUCUUUGACAAAUUCACCUGCCACAUUUUCGAUCACACACGCACACUCGGUGACACGCUAAACGAAAACACCAGCAAUAUUAAACAGUACACACAGUCUGCUUUCUAAUACUACUACUACUACUACUAGUACUACUACUACAUACAGCUACAACAGAUAUCGCAGCCUCCCGAUACCAGUCGUCUCCUUGCAGUUUGAAAGCGGGACGCGUUCGUGACGGACGCUGCACGGUUCGAAAACAUCUUACGACGAGAAGAUCAAAGAUAUUCAACGCGAGUGGAAAAACAAACGCGUGAAAUUCUUCUUCGUCUUCGAACCGCGCUGCGGCGUCGAUGAUACGUCCGAUCGCGAUCCCGCGCCCGAGUGCCGCGGGUUGCAUACUCGCCCGGGCACCGAGAACAAUACAACCCGGCAACAACACACAAAAACAGCAGCAGCAGCUACAAUAGACAUCUCUCUCUGUCUGAGCCAGGCCACGUCGCGAUCGCGAGACGUUUUUCCACGCUCGCAACGAUCGCCGUGCCCUCGAGCUAUACAAAAUAUAUAUACAUUAUAUAUUACAGCUAAUAAAUCUCUACAUUUCACAUAAUCCAGCAGUGAUUCAAGCAAAACGCAGAUGCCACGAAGAGCAAUGCAAAUACAAGGAUCGCCCGGUUUUCCGUUCUCUGGGAACGCGUUUCGCCCGUACGAUUCAUUCCGAUCGGGUUCGAUCGCAAAACGAUCGAGAGAAUCGACGGGCGAAACGAUCGAGAUUCAGAGCCGGGCGUAUGUCCCCUCAAAUCAAAACCCGCAGUCAGCACAGAAAAAAAAAAAGUAAUAUAACAUAAACGAUAAGUGCAGAGGAAACAAACUACUCUAAUUAAACAAAAAAAAGGUAUAUAUAUAUUAUAUAUAUAUUAUUAUUAUUAUUAAUUAAUUAUUAAACAUACAUAAAAGAAUAUUAUAAAUAACACAAAGAAGUACUAUAUUACUACUAUUAUUAAUUAUUAUGAUUCUUAUUAUAAAUUUAAUGAAACAAUGAUAACAUUCCAACCGUCAAUGUGCCACACGACUUUUUAUAUGCUCUUAAAAAAAAAAAGAAACUGUAAAGGGAACGAGAGAUUUUUCGAUAAUCGUCGUCGGUGGUCGCCGUUGAAGGAGCGCGGAUAAAAGCAAGCGUUCGACGAACAAUCGUGGACCGCGAGGCUGUGAAAAGACGCGGGUGAAACGUCUCGGGGGGUGAAACUGUACAGAGUGAUUCGCGAAAAGAGAAAAUAAGGGGAAAGAGUAUAAUAAUAACGAGAUGAGCGGAGGUUCGCCGCGAUUUCCCGAUGCUGAAUUUAGCCUAGUGCUCUCUAAGAAAAACACGAAUUUCGCGGUACGACGUUGCGUUGCCUUUUUCGCGUCGAUUCCAUUUUCAAAGUGAGAGAAUUGAGGAAGAGAAGAAAGAAAGCAAAAGAAUAUAGCAGUAGGAUAUUUUUGCGUUGCCGGUCGAGAACGAUCGAUCGUGACCAGGGCAUACUUAAUUGUUCCGGCGAGCUUUUGUAAUUACGACGAUUAUUGUCGCGUAACGAAGAAGCGCUCCUUUGCGCUCAGCUGCAUGCGCUAACGACAAGACUCAUUGAUUUAGUUGCGCGUAUUAUUUGCUGUUAUUAUUAUUGCUAUUCAGAUUAUUAUGGUUAAUAUUUUUAUUAUUAUUAUUAUUGAUAGCUAUAUUAUUAGAGUUAGUAUUAUUAUUAUUAUCAUCGCUAUUUGUAAGUGUCAUUAUUAUUAUUAUUAGCGCUACCAUUGUUAGAGGAGAUAAUAUUUGCGAAUUUGACGGGCAUGCGUUCGAGUAAAACACACAGGCACACGCGCAUGCAAGCAUACAUUAUCAGUGUGUCAUUAUUGUUACAAAUAUUAUCCUUAUUAUUAUUAUUAUUAUUAUUAUUAUUAUUAUUAUUAUUAUUAUUAUUAUUAUUAUUAUUAUUAUUAAUAUUAUUAUUAUUGGUAUCGUUUAGUUUAGAAUUUUGUUUACCUCGAGAGUGUUUGAAGGAUUCGCGUCCCUUGUGAAUACGUUGUAUGUAUAUUGCUGCGUGUGUGCCUCUGCGUAAUCGUGCAUUUGUUAAUAGGUUAAUCGAUAUAUAGUACUUAUCAUUAUCAUUAUCCGUGUCAUUUUCGUUGUCAUUAUCGUCGCGGUUCGUUAACAUCGAUAUCGUUAUCAUCAUCGGCGUUACGAUUUCUCACCAUCGUCAUUAUUAAUAUUAUUAUUAUUAUUAUUAUCAUUAUUAUUAUUAUUAUUAUUAUUACCAUCGUUAUGUAAUUAUCAAAGUUAUCGAUUACUUUCGAAUAAAAACGCGCGAACGAUGAUUAAUUUCUUAAACACGUAUGUUCUUUUUUUUUGUAACUAUAUAGGUACUACUUUUUUGUAAAACAUUUUAUGUUUGAUAACGCGAGACUUAUCAGUCUCUGACCAAUCCAAGUGCAAUUCGUAACCAUUCGUCUCUUGUAACUUUUCUUUUUUUUUUUUUUUUUUUUUAUUGUUGAUUACUCGCGUUUCUUGUCGCGCCUUCGAGGCACCAGCACCUCCCAUUCGUCGUUAGUUUCUUCUACGAGCGUGAGUAUCUUUCUUCGAGCGCUUUCUAGUUUCUCCUUCUUUUCGUUCAAAGUACUUACGUAUCUCGAGAACAGAGAAAAAGGCUCGAAUAAUUCGCGUAGAUAGGCGAAGAGAGAAAGAGGAAAAUGUUUAACGAAACGAGUAUCGAUACCAAAGUACCGAUCAUUCGAAACUCUUCGAGUUAUUCCAUAGACGUUGGUCGCUCAAACCUUUUCUUAAGAGUUUUUUUUCCGAAGACAGUAUAAAACGGAAUUCAAUUUUACUCGAACCAAUCCAAAUUGAGGGAACAAACAAACAAAUCGAUCGUUCGUUCUUACCGGUCAUUCCACGAUCAUUCCGUCUUAUUUCAUUUUUUUUUAAUACGUAACUCGUAAUCCGUAUUUUCCCUGAUUUUCUCUGCGCGAAGGCAAGAAUCAUGAACGAAUCGCAUCGAAAGGCAAACGUUCAGUUGACAUUCCGCCAGGAUGUUCGUCGAUCGUUUUCUUUUUUAAUUAUUCGCGCUGUUUCGAGACGGCGAGGCCGCGCGAGACGAUCGUUAAUCGACCGUAAGUCUAAUCUGGGCAUAAAUCGGGCAAACAUCGACGCGGUGUUUGCCGAUCUUCGGAUAGAAAUCAAACCUUGUAUAUACCGCGUAGGACACGUAUCACAUCACUUUCUGUAAACCGAAACACGCGUUACACAUCGAGGCCGCUACGAUGCUGCGAUUACGACACGAUUGCUAAAUCCUCCAACCAGUAACACUGUUUCCUCCAUCAUCGAGUUUUCAACGGUACACCUUUCAGCCCUUACACCCUGUACAAGUCCGUGAGAAUCGCGACGAGCUCUCUUGACGUUCGUCGAUCGAAACACAGUCUAGCUGGCUGAUGAAUUUCCUGCAUUUUCUUUCGAACGAUAGAGAAAACCGAGCGCACACCGACGAGCGAAAAUCCCGAAUUCAACGAAAAGUCGCGCGCGUUGAACGCGUUUCAACGACUGUCGAGGGAUUCCGCUGCUUUUCGCGCGUCUUCUCACCUUCUGCUUUUCCCAUACAAAUUAGACCUUUUCACGGGUGGAAUCUUUUACUCGCUUUUAUUCGCCACUUAAGCGGCAAAGAAACAAACGAAUCUCUAUGAAAUGCGGUUCAAUUCGAGUAUACAAUAUAGAAAACAAAAAAUCUUCUACCAUUGGGUGCUACGAUUUGACACGAAGGGUACAGUUGGGAAAGUUGUCGCGGAACCACUCUUGGAAGGGUCUAGCGAAAACGCUCGUCUGAUCGCAACAGAGUCAGUGUUGUAAAGCAAACACGAAACGGAACGGAACGAAAGGUUCGAAAACCGUGAAGGUAGAGGCGCGUUUCGAGCGACGCGUCGUUUGAAUCCCGCCGGAAGCUUAUCUCUUAGGUAGUUCACGUUUGUAGAGACACCAAGUUUCCACGAUACGUAUGUCACGGUGUAUUUCCGACGCGCAGAUCGAUCGAUUCACGGUCGAGCGUCGACACCCAUCGCCUCCUACCUAAACUCGUACACCCAGCUUAAGUUUCGUUCUCUCUCUCCUUGAUCACCUGCCUCCCAGUCACUCGUAAUCGCUCGUCAAGUACAAUGGAAGCAUGCGUAACCCACGUAACAUUUUUGCACGCGUUAAUGGUAACAACCUUCGUACCUUGAUGACGCUCGGCAUCGCGUAUCCGACCGUCUCGACUCUACGUUUCCACCCUUGUGUCCCUGCCCUUGUCCGCUGUCUCCCUACCUCUCCUUCUUUCAGCCCUGUUUCGUUCAGCGGCAUAUCUUCGUAGAAUUAAGUGACCAUCGUACGAGGCGAGAUCCCUGCCAGAGGUCCGAUUAUCUUUUCUCGCGAACGAUGAACCGUAAUUUGCAAACCGAUGCAUUCCCCUCUAACAAAAUGGAUAUGAUUAUAAAGUAUACGUCGAAAUUCGGACCCCACGGUUGGCCCUCGCCUCUCUUAGAGCAUAUAACAAUUUUCUCGAUACAACACACAUCGUACACACGCAUACAGACAUAUUAUCUACACGAACAGAUGCAUAUAUACACCCGUAUACACAGUAUACUCGUACGCGAUUGCUAACGACACACGAGAAACACGUACACACGCGUACACAUAGACGCGCGCGCGCAUAUACGUUUCGUAACGAAGUAUACAGUCUUAGCGCAGUGUUUCAUAUAGUUAGGUAGGAAACGUCAAGAGAAUAUUUUUUAUAUUCCACAUGGAUUUUACAGUUAUAUAUUAUCGUUUCGUAUCGAAAGGGAGGAAGUUUAAGGCGCGUCCAAAGCGUUACAUAGAUAUAUAUUAUAAAUAAACGAGACCUCUCGAUAUACGUGUCGCCAUUUAUUGUUUACACCGCGAUGAUUAUAUAUCGAUUAUCGGUCAUUCUUAUGGCGGUAGGCGCUGUCGUUUAUAUAUAUAAAUAUAUAUAUAUAUAUAAAGAAGGUAUAUCUAUAUAUAUAUAUACACACACCCAUAUAUAGAUAAAUACGUGUAAGCGACGGUGUGGCGCGCGAGCGAGCGCGGUUGCCGCAGGUGCACGGCGCUUGGCGCCUGGCGCCUAUAGCGCGUACUCGCGCGCGCGCGUGCGCUCACCGCGUACCGAUCGCUUGCUAUCUCGUUGACGAUUAUUAACUAUCGCGAGCUGCUCGAAAUACGAGAUGCGUCGAGCAAAAGAGUCGCGUUCGAUCGAAAACUCGGGGGGACCCUUUGAGUUCGUCCACGGUUGCCCUACGUCCGAGUGCGAGCAACAUUGCCGGCCGUAUUUUCCACAGCCAGGCAGCCAUUCCUUAUUCUAUUUCGCCGGUCAGAAGCUCGCACUUCCCUUCUUUCGUUUCGAAGGUUUAUUCCUUUUUAAACCCGUUUCGCGGAAACGAGGCGGGAGAGCUCGUUGGAGGAACACAAGCGGGAUCGAUCACGAGACGGAACACCUUAAACACCUGUACCUUUUACAAAACACUUUUAUACACACACACACACACACACACACACAGAAACACGAUACGAAAAAUUUGCGCGUAUACUUUACUUAGACUCGGUGGGAAAGAUUACGCGAACGUGUACACAAUCGUAUACCGAUAGACCAACCUUUCGUCGAUGGGAAUUACGUUUGACCAAUGUAUCGCGUGCGAAGGUAUAUCGAUACCUUUCGAUCAGGUAAUCAACGAUCGAACAAAACGAAAGGUACCCGCGCGUACUAAUCGUGUACAUGUACGCCACCAAGCGAAUUGUAUAGCUAUAUCGGCGGUUUAACGCGCGAUCUAGGAGUGUCGUUUUAAUCGUGUAAUUAGUAACGUUACUUUUGUUGAUCGCUUGAUUUGCGGAACUAGCGGGCAAGGAAGACCAGCGGUCGGACGAACGGUGAUUUCUUCGACCGGUUGUCAGACCUCGAUACCGUCGCCGUUUGUCGCUGCUCGAUCGGAAUUCGUCCGAUGAAUCGGAAACGCGUGACUAAGGAAGACCGCGCGCACCAGCCAGCCUAUCUAGUUGGUAAUCGUUAAUUACUUGGCCUUGAUACAGGGAAAUUGUCUUAGAAAUUGUUUGCGAAACUUUGAAGCAGGUUGGUGCGCUCGGUCGUGCCGAUAGUUUGAACGGGAAAGAUUAACACGGCAUAACUUGGGCAUUUAUUUCAAUCGCGUUCGAGAAAAGUGCGAUUGAACGAGAGAGUGACGAAUGACGAACAGAUCGCAAGUACGUGGUUCGCAGCUUUGAAACAUGUGAUACGUCGGCCGGCAAACAUUAAUUUCCGUUUUUUCGGCAUUCUACCGCGAAGAAAGCAGAAUACGAGAGUAGCAUGUAUAUCGGUACGCGAGGAACGGUAGAAGCCGGACGGAAAUCGAUUUGCAGGUUGGCGCAUUUUUUAAAGAUUCUUUGAGGUAGGACACUCUUUUGUUGAAGAUUGAUUGUUAUCAAAAUGGUUGUGAGGUUAUACUAUUUGAAAUGUGUUAACGAUGCGACGCGAACAUUCGACCGAUCGAUUGCAGAACGGUUUACAGAAACGGACGAAUGAAAAACGAUUCGGCUAAAAAAUCGCAAAGAUUCUUACUCCCGUUCCGUGAAACUGUAAGGCAAUCGUUUCGAAGAAUCGCCAACGAAGAGACUAGAGGGAAACCUCGCGUUCUCGUGUGCGGAAACCGUGCGUGAUUCUAUAAAUCGUGAACAUUCCACUCCGAGAAUCUAGCUUCUUUAACUAGCUAGUUGGCCGCGCGCGUUUCCGUUUUAAAUUUCAUUCGCGAGAACGCGCUUUUCCCUGCAGUGUUACUAGUCGUCUCCGAGGAAGCGUACAACUGGCAUUAAUCCCGCGUACAGUCUGGUUCGGAAUUUAUUCGAUUUAUUGAAAAUCAACGACGCCUUCUCGCAUCGAUCUCUCGAAAUAGAAACAAACAAAAAUCUUAGCUUCUCGAUCGAACAAUUUUCAAACAGCUUUAUAAAGUCACUUAAGCUUAACACCUUGCCUACCAGAAAUUUGUUCAAAAGGAAUUAAUACUGAAAUCUAGCCUUGAUUUAUUAUUAAAUUGCGUUUACUUGAUCGGCGAACGGUAGAUAACGUGUUAAGCGAGAUCGCGAAACGAGGGAAUCGUCGAAACGAGCGCAACCAGACUAACGGAAGAACAUGCGACUGAUAUGAAGCAGUAUUCGUGCGAGAAAUUGUAAAAUAAAAUUCGCGUAACCUAGCCUUAAUACGAAAGAUUGAAUUAGGUUUAAUUGGAUCGGCACCGGGGGUUGUUGGUCCCUUCGUCGAAAUUAUCUCGAUUGGCUGUAAAAAUGUUGUCGUGAAUGGGGAUGAACUGUGUAGGCGACGUUAAACUAACGCAUCUUCGAGACCGUCGGGGAAAGGAUCGAGGCUCGAAGACGUCGCCGAAAGUGUUCCUCAUCGCACGGUGAUGUAUCUAGUGAGAGUAAUGUUAUUAGGUAACUUAAGCGUAUUAUAAAACGAGCGUAAUGAAAUGCCAGUUGUAAGAAAAUUUCUUUUUCUUUUUCUUUUUUUCUUUUUUACGAACAAAUAAAAAAAAAAGAAGGACGCGAAAGAAGAGGAAAGAAAGAAACAAAUAGUCAGAGAAAAAAAAAAGUGUAUCAAAAGAUAUAUGUUCGAUGAACAGCAACGCGACCGUUGAUCGCCAGGAAACGAGCAAAGGCAGAGAAAAAGUAAGGAGAAGAACGAACGAAAUCAAAAGUAGAAAAUUCAGUUCGAAACGUAAGAACGAAAGGUAUGGAAAGGAAGUUUCCAAAAAACGGCAUAUCACCUUCGGUCGCGACGUUGCUGAUAUUAUUAUACAUACACGCUGUGACUUCUAUUUUUUUCGUUUUCCUUUCUUUUGCUUAUAUUCGACCGUCAUGAUGGGAACGAUCACGAGUCCCAUAGGAAGAUACGAAACAACAGAGAUACUAUCAGAUAACGUAGGAUAAUAAACGAUAAAGAUAAAAAGGGGAACGAUAGGGAAAGGAAAGAAAGAAAAAAAAACAAAAAACGAAAGAGCAGAAGGCGAAUUGAAAUGAGCAAACGGAACAUACAUUGUCAUGUGUAUACGCGAAAUAGAAAUUUUUCUUUUUUCUUCGAGAAACGACAGCUUUACCGAUAGUUGAACAAUAGUUAUUUGCAACACGUACAUACACACACGAAGAACACAUAUAACACGCGCGAGCAUAUACAUAUAAAGCGAUCCAUGCGACGAUAAACAAAAAUAAAACAAAAAAAAAAGGAACAAAGUUGUACGAAUAUAACGUUUGCAGUUAGGUGGGACCAAAAACGACUUUAUAUCUCUAUGUGCAUAUCCAAGCAACGUGUAAUUUAAUUAAUGAAUUAAUUAAUUAUCCAUUAUUAAUGAAUAGGUAAAGACAAAAAUGAUCCAUUGAUAGCGAUCGAGGACGAUGACGAAUCAUUAACCAAUAAGUAGAUUAUUGAAUUUGUUUAUUGAUGCAUUAUUCUACGAUAUAAUAUUAUUAUUAACUUUAUUGCCUUUAUUAUUAUUAUUUUAUUAUUAUUAUUUUAUUACAGUGAUUAAUGACGAUGAUAAUAUUAUUAUUAUUUAAACAACGUUCUAAGACAUGAUUAUCUAGAUAUCGAGUAGAGCAGUACGUAUCUUUAAUUAUUAAUUAUUUUUAAUUAUUAUUAUUAUUAUUAUGAGAUAUUUUGUUGUAUUAUUUUCAAUAAAAUCGAUUGAAAAUAUUUAAUUUCCUCGGUUUUAUUUUUAUUUGCGCUUCGUUGAAAGUUCAUGCUUGAUCGAAGUGAUUUCUUCUUUCUUUCGAUUAUAUCGAUCGUUUCCGGUGUUUCGAUUCUUUUCAUCGAACACGAUCAAUCGAAUUGAUAGAGAAAUUUUUUCAAAAGUGGGGAGAAGAAAAAUUUUGUUAACUACGUUAGAUGGAAAAGUAGAAAAGAGAAAGAAAGACUUGAAAUCACGGCUCUCCAUCAAAUCCCACCUUUUUCUCUUCUUCGAUGCUUCGAUCUAUGUUGAUUGUGCUUUGCUUACAUUAUCUUUUAUGUUUCAGUUUAAUUAAUUGGCUGCUGCGUCCGCAUACGAUUUUCUUCCCUGUGAUACCACCCUUUCGAGCACCCUUCUCUUGCGCUUCUUUCUCUUCUAUCUUUAAUACUCGUCUAUCCUCUCUAUAUAUCUCUCUCUCUCUCUCCUUUUUAAUUUCACGGUAUCCCCGGAUGAUUUUCGUGACUCGGAAAGAACUGGGGAAAGACGGGACGAACGAUCGAAUGAAACAGCAUACACGCACGCGUAUAUAACUCUUUUUUUUAGAUGAAAAUGGUAAUUAAAAACAAAGCAGAAAGAAAGCAAGAAGAAAAAUGGAACAGGAAAGAAACGCUAAAGACGAAGAGGUAGAAAGAGGAAACUAUAGCAAACGGUGUAUAAAUAUGAUUGCGAUCGAAAUCGUAAAAAAGAUAGUCUGUUUGUUAAGAUACGAAGAAGAGCAAGAAGAAGAAGAAGAUGAAGAAGAAGCAGGAAGAACGCGUGGAAGCAAACAUACAAACGAACGAACACUAGCAAACGCGAAACAAACAUGAAAAUAAACGACAGUAACAAAACCAACGUGGAAAAAUAAAACGAACAGAAAACAGAGAGAGAAACAUACCGAAAAAAGAAAAAGAAAAAAAAGAAGGAUAAUAGUUGUAAAAGCCACACACAUACGCGUACACACAUACACACACAAAUGUACUAAGUAAGUUCAUACUGCGUAUUGCCUUUCUGACUUCGGUGUGAAAAUAUAUAAAUAUACAACAAAAAAAUGUCAGUCGCGCCGGGACCCGGGGAUUUUCGAGCGACUGAUAUACAUAUUAUAGGUAAUUAAUGGUGUCUCCAAGGGUUGGAGAGGGUGCACGGUUCGUCGCGUUUCCCGUUUCCCUCACUGCUUCGUCGACAAACACGACCUGAAGGAACGAACGAAGGAAGACUCGCAAAACCCUCUUAUUAAAUAUGAAACAAACGUUUUUUUUUCUUCUUCUUCGUCUGCCGCCUCUUCCCUCGUUUCGAUCCCUUUUUCGCGAACGGUCGUCGAUCGAAAUGAGUUGUUUAAAGAUUAUCGAGGGAAACGGAAGUCGCAAGAAAAGAAUCCUUUUUUCUUUUCGCGGUUCCACAAGAAGAUGUCCCAGGACGCUCAAGUCCUCGCGUCCCCGCCGGCUGUGUCUGUUUCAUGUUUUUCAAUAUUUGUAAUUUAUCGAUGAAAUUAUAAAAAGUAUCGAUACAUAACAGUCUAAAGUGUGCGCUACUCUACAUAAUAUUAUUAUAUAUAAAAAUAUAAAAGUAUACAUUAUAUAUUAUAUAUACAUAUAUAUUAUAUAUGAGAAGUAUAAUAUAUAUCUAUAUAUUAUACAAAACACAUUGGGAUUGGUGAGAAUAUACGGUUUUUUCGCUUUGGAGUGUUAUUUUCUGAAAAUAUUGAACAAAAUAUGGAAAAAAAAUUAAAAAAUAAAAUCAAUGAAUACAAAAAAAAAAAAAAAUACGAGGGAACUGUUUUUUUUAUUUUCAUUGAUGCUUCCCGAAGGCGCCUCCUCAGAUUCCGUUGCUCCGUUUCGACAAAAGAAACUGUCAAUCCUUCAAACGUGUCCUGUGAUAUCGUCUCGAAGGAUUCGUCCGGUAAAAAAUAUCCAAGAAUGUCGAAUUUACCGCAUGAUUCAACGAUCACCAUCGAGAAUAGAAGCUAUCGAUCGUACGAAACUCGAAACGAGCUAACCGAACCGGGUCCCGUCGAUGGAUCCAGCACUUCCGGUGAGUUGGCCAGAAAACUUUUGACAACCCUUCCAUGGAAAUUCAAGAGUUUACAGAGCGUGCCGAUCAUCGUCGACAGCGAGAAACCUGCGGAUCUCAUAGAAUUAUUGGGAAACAUUCUCGAGAUCACCGAUUAUGCGACGAACAUGGCAUCCUUUUGGUUUCUGAACAUGUUAGCCCUUCAGCUCCUCUAUCACCACAAGGAUCUCGACGAACAUCACUUGGGCGUGUUGAUCAGCUGGUUAAUUGGAGAAAUUACCUUGCUUCGAGAGAGGCACCAUUCUCGAGAAGAAUUUUUUAAAGAAAUGAGAGAGAUCUUUAUGGCGGCAGCUGAGGAAGUAUCAAAUCAGGACAGACUGUUGUACUGGGACGAAAUUAUGUACGAAAGUGACGCAGAAGAAGAAACCGAAGAAGAGGAGGAAUACACAAAAGAUUUGCAGAAAGAACAAUUCAACGAACCACGAAGAAAUGUGGGUAAGUCGGAACAGACGCUUAAAAGUCAAUUUUCAUCAUUGUUACAAGAAACUCCCAAACAUUCGAGUAACAUUGAUCCACUCUUCGCGCUGGAGAAAGUAAUCGAGUCUACAUACAACAUGUAUGCCAACGAGUUACGAUACAGCCUUGUGUACGCAGUUUUCGUUGAACCGAUAGAGGUGCAGACUUAUAAUCUACCAUUCGUUUUUCGGCCACCACGUCCGGUGAAGUUUACAGAUAAAACGAUGUCUUUUAAUAUGCAACUUCGUGAAAGUGUUAAAAAGAUUAAAGCAAUCGAAAAAGCUAGGAUGACUACAGGUAAAAGGAAAGGUAAAGCAAAUGAUAAGGUACCUGUAACUCCUCCACCGUCUUUAAGCGACGAGAAAAUAUUAACAACGAAGCGGUUAUUUAUUUUACCGCUGAUAGAUGCAAACGAAGCGUUGAAGGUCUUUGAACCACAGUGAAAUGACAAACGUUUUGGAAAACAUUCUCUUUAUUUUCAGCUUGUAACAUUUUACUUGUAAAAAA